AUGCUGCAUAUGCUCCGAUCAGGUGUCACUGUGGAUGAUGACAUCAUCCAGAUAAACUUUGUUUUCCUCUUCAAUAUAGUUCGAAUUCUUAUGACCAAACUAAGAGCUUCAACCACAUCAGAAACAAUACAGUACAGAAAAGCCGUGAAAGCAACACUAGUCUUGCUACCUCUGCUCGGCAUCACCUACAUGCUCUUCUUUGUGAAUCCGGGGGAGGAUGACAUCUCGCAAAUUGUGUUCAUCUAUUUCAACUCCUUUCUACAGUCUUUUCAGGGGUUCUUUGUGUCAGUGUUUUACUGCUUUCUAAACGGAGAGGUUCGCUCAGCAGUAAGAAAACGGUGGCACCGCUGGCAGGACAACCACGCUCUUCGAGUUCGAGUGGCACGAGCCAUGUCUAUCCCGACCUCUCCGACCAGGAUCAGCUUCCACAGCAUCAAACAGACCACAGCCGUGUGACCACAGAAACACACAAUCUCCAUACUGAUUCCUCCAGCAAGGUCGCUGUUUGUCCGGUAUGACUAAGGAGUCAUGCGAUUUAUUUUGCCUGGUGACAAAAGUUCAUUUUAACUGCACAAAAAUGACAUGAAGUUCUCGUUAUAAGGUACCGUUCGGGACGUAGACGGGCUGGGUUUUUUCGAAACAACGAAAUGGUUCAAUGGUCACAUUACAUCAGGUUUGACCCUAUAAUUUUAGUGUUGUUACUGGUUAUGAGUACUUGAAAUUUGACUGACCAUGACGCAUUCAUAUGUUGCCAAAACUGCCAUUUGUAUCUAUUAUGAUAAAAAUGCUAAACUGCUCUUUGAAUUACCUGCUCUUUAUCAGCAGCUUAAUUUGACAGAAAGAAGCUUUUUGGUAAGGAAGAAAACAGAAAACAGCACAGAGUAAAAACAAAAUAAUAAAAAAUGAGUCAUAACACUCUGAAGUGAAAACAAUUUAACGUACAGUCAUCAACUGCUUUUUUUAAACUAAAACACAAUCUCAACACAUGAUGUUUUGGUUAAUGUGAGAUGUGGCUAUUUUAUACAAACAAGCCAUUGUUAAGAAGCUUUUAUAAUGUGUCUUUUUUUAAAAUCAUUUUUCUUCUUUCUUUUUUACAUCUUUCUUACUGUUGUAAACAUUGGUAAAUACUUUUUUCCCCUCUUUGUUCUGAGGAUUUGAUUUUACAACUAUUUUUAUU
Messenger RNA from Maylandia zebra (zebra mbuna), 1177 nucleotides. The record is from RefSeq and is a predicted model, not a curated record. NCBI's taxonomy places the organism in Eukaryota, Metazoa, Chordata, Actinopteri, Cichliformes, Cichlidae.